AUGACAACAUUCUUGUCCUCGAGCAACCUGUCAUUAUACACCGUGCCGGUGGCAUGGUGGCUGUGCAUGGCGCCCCACUUGUACGCAAUCGAACGAUACCGAUAUAUCAUGAACUCAGCGUCCACGGACUCCAUCAAACCCGGGACUAAGAAGCAGUUGGAAUUCGACAGAACUCAACCAAGAACGUUUCUCUCGCGUCUCGAGGCCAAUCCGCAUCCGGCUUUAACUCCUGAGCUCAAAACACGCCUUGCUCGAGCCGAAGCGGCGUCUCUGAACGGCUACGAAAAUCUGGGGUUCUUCGCGGCUUCUGUCGUCGCAGCCAACAUCAGUUUGAUCGUCGUUCACGCUAACGAAGGCCAGUCGUUCAGCAAGGAGUUGUACUAUGUCAAUUGCCAUUGUCUUGGGUACCUUGCGAGCCGGAUUCUGUUCAGUUGGUCAUAUGUUGAAGGCGCCAGAGGUCCCCAUCGGGGAGUCUACUUUUAUACCGGCCUCGCUUGCGCAUCCGCGCUGUUCAUCCACGCCGGCAAUGCUCUGAGAAAGCUUGUGAAAUGA
Messenger RNA from Cyphellophora europaea CBS 101466, 552 nucleotides. RefSeq lists its product as uncharacterized. The record is from RefSeq and is a predicted model, not a curated record. NCBI's taxonomy places the organism in Eukaryota, Fungi, Ascomycota, Eurotiomycetes, Chaetothyriales, Cyphellophoraceae. The transcript has a single exon. Gene Ontology annotation, cellular component: membrane. The coding region runs from base 1 to 552 and encodes 183 amino acids.